UGGGCACUGACUGGCAGCACUGACUGGCACAACAGCUGGGCACUGACUGGUGGCACUGGUGGGCAGCACUGCUGGGCGGCACUGGUGGGCGGCACUGGUGGGUGGGCACAGGUGGGUGGCACAGGUAGGUGGCACUUCUGGGCACAGGUGGGCGGAACUUGCGGGUGGCACUGCUGGGCACCGAUCAUCAGGGCACUGAUCAUCAGUGCCCUGAUGAUCGGUGCCGAUCCCCGCUCUGACAACUGCCGGUUCUCGGCAGUACUUUCCUCAUGAUCUGACAGCGUGAGGAAAGUGCAGCCGAGAACCGGCACUUGCAU
Messenger RNA from Staurois parvus, 317 nucleotides. The record is from the annotation of a GenBank genome assembly. Lineage: Eukaryota; Metazoa; Chordata; Amphibia; Anura; Ranidae.